Molecule: messenger RNA, 972 nt
Organism: Naegleria fowleri
Lineage: Eukaryota; Heterolobosea; Eutetramitea; Acrasida; Naegleriidae
Exons: 1
Coding region: 1-972 (323 amino acids)
Molecular function (GO): CoA-ligase activity
Source: RefSeq, a predicted model, not a curated record
AUGGAAUAUUGUGCCCGAAUGAACAAACCAAAUUCUAAAGUGAAGGAGGAGUACAGCGUUGCUCCACCAUUGGAGGUCCUACUUUGUGGAGGAAAUUCAACACCCUUCUCUCUUCAUAAGAAGUUUCGACAAUGGGCUUCUAAAGAUGAGGAUUCUUCUGCCUUAUUGUUUCCAACGUAUGGAGCGACGGAAUGCUUACCCAUUUGCUUAACCAAUACAUGGGAGCUUGAGAAAAUUUAUGAAACAGAGGAAAUUCAAUAUUCUGUGUCACGAGGAUACUGUGUUGGAAAGGAAUGCCCAAAUGUGACUGUUCUCAUUCGAAAUCAAGAAAAGGUAUCGGGCGGCAACAUUGGAGAAAUUUGGAUUGGUGGAAAAGCGGUGAGUCCAAGAUACGAACUCGAUAACACAGCCAUGCUACAAACUAAGGAAAUUAUUGAUGGAGUUCUAUUUCACAAAACAGGUGAUAUUGGAUACAAGGAUGAAAACGAAAUGGUUUGGUAUUGUGGCCGAUUAAGCCAAACCUUUCAUGUCAUACCUGCCAAGGGCGAUCGAUCAAACAAAUCACUAGAAGAACCUCUGGUGAUCAUUCCAGCUUGUAUCGAGCAUGCAUUUUACAACAAAUUCCCUAGCAUGAGACGAUGUGCUUGUGUUGGUUAUUCACCUAUAACUAAACAAACCAACGUCAUACUCAAGCUCAAUGAAAAGAAUUUCCUUUCGAGGUAUAAUGAACUGUCAUUUCAAGAGAUGGCAAUUGUGUUCGAAACAUUUGGAAAUGAGAAAAUCGAGUCUUCCAUUCUCGAAGAAUUUUGGAAUAAUACAAUUCUGUCAAAUCCAGAAACACCAGAAGAAUUCUCGAAUCUUGCAAUCCGUUUCGUUCAGCAGAAAUCUCUUCCAGUCGAUAAUCGUCAUAACUCAAAGAUUGAAAUGACACGACUUGCUUUAGAUUUAAAUCGAUCAAUGAUUGUAAAAUAA